AGGGUGUUUAGAGGGAACGGGUUUUACCGGGAAACGAUCCCGAGGAGUUAACACCAGCUGUUCACAGUUUAACCCCUUGGUGAAAUACGCAGUAUUCAAGUCUUCUGGAAAGCAGCUACCUCAAAAUUAUAUCUAGCAGUAAAGAUGGUUUUAAAAGAAAUCCCAACAGAAUCUUUGACUCGGCCUCUGUCACGCAAUGAAAUAGUUGGUUUAAUUUUUCGCCUGACGAUAUUCGGUGCAGUAACAUACUACACUAUCAAAUGGAUGGUAGAUGCCAUUGAUCCAACGAGAAAGCAAAAAAUGGAAGCACAGAAGCAGGCAGAAAGACUAAUGAAGCAGAUUGGCGUAAAAAAUGUCAAGCUUUCAGAAUAUGAGAUGAACAUUGCAGCCCAUCUAGUGGACCCCCUGAGUAUGCAAGUUACCUGGGAUGAUGUUGCUGGCUUGGAUGAAGUCAUUUCAGAGCUCAAAGAUACAGUGUUAUUGCCCAUUCAAAAAAGCCACCUCUUUGAAGGGUCGAAGCUGCUGCAGCCUCCAAAAGGUGUACUCCUGUUUGGGCCUCCAGGCUGUGGAAAAACUCUUAUUGCCAAGGCUACUGCUAAAGAGGCAGGUUGUCGGUUUAUUAAUCUACAGCCUUCCACCUUGACAGAUAAAUGGUAUGGAGAAUCCCAAAAACUGGCUGCAGCUGUUUUCUCGUUGGCUGUAAAACUACAACCUGCCAUUGUCUUUAUUGAUGAAAUUGAUUCUUUUUUGCGCAAUCGAUCCAGCUCAGAUCAUGAAGCUACAGCAAUGAUGAAAGCUCAGUUCAUGAGCCUCUGGGAUGGUCUUGAUACUGACUUCAACUGCCAGGUAAUUGUGAUGGGUGCUACUAACAGACCACAAGAUCUUGACUCUGCCAUUUUGCGAAGGAUGCCAACAAGAUUUCACAUAAGGCAACCUAAUAUUGAGCAACGUCAUUCAAUUCUUAAUUUAAUUCUACGAAACGAAGAGGUGGACCAACGCUUGAAUUUGAGCGAAGUUGCCAAGGAAACUGAUGGCUUUUCAGGGAGUGACCUGAAAGAACUCUGUAGAGAUGCUGCCAUGUUUUGUGUCCGAGAUUAUGUCCAUGGUUCUGAUGAGGAGGAAAGUAAUAAGGACAAGAUUCGACCCAUUAAACAACAGGACCUCCAAAGGGCAAUAGCGAAGAUGCGAAAGUCUAAAGGAGUUACCAUGUUGAAUGACUUGCAAGGUCACUUCGGUAUAGACUGAGGGUAAAUGUACCUGUCAAGUUACCAAGAAGGACAAAUUGAGCUGCAUUUUUACUGGGUGACUUGGCUGGAUGAUGGCUAUUUCUCUGCUAAUUUGUAGAGCUACAUUUGGGGGGUGGGGGGGGGAGUUGUUUUACAAAUUGUAUUUCUGUGAAUUUAGUAUCACCCUCAACUGUAGUUCUUCGGGUCCACGUUCACAGAAAACUUUAUACCGAGCUAUUGUGAAAUUCCUAUUGACUGGGGCUUGUGCAGAUAUGAAUACUAGUAUUUUCUGUAUAUUAGUUCAGAUAGUGAAUGCAUCAGUAUCAUUGUUUAAGAUUUAAUAUUGGAAGAAAACUACUUGAAUGAUAUAAAUAUCUGAGGGAAACUCAAGUGGCUUUUUAAGACACAAUGAAAGUACUGACUGGUUGCACUGUAAUCUGCAUCAUUUAAUAAUGAAUUAGAGAGCACAUAAAAGCUCUAAAAACUGAAUAAAUAAUAUGAAGAAACUAUUCAAAGCAGUUUCUGACAUUUGGUUGAGCCAUAGCCAUGUUUGUUUUUUAAUUUAAUUAUAAACUAGGAUGGUUAUGCUUUUUAAUGUAUUUUUUUAUUUUAUGGUUCAAUGUAAAUAAAUGUCUGAAGUCUGUCACAUAUUGUAUGUUUUAUCUAUUCGUUAUCAUCUCGUUUGAUGGAAUGGAGGACCCAUAAAGAGGUGUUCAAAGAUAGUGAUUGACUAUGUUCGCUAUUAUUUUUCAAGGAUAUCUUUAAAAGCUUUGUACAUAGCAUUUCAAGCCUUUGCAUGUAAGCACUAUUUCAGAACUGAAAACCAUUCACAAGAGCACAGGUGAACACGUUUUUAUAUAUUUAUGAAGAGAGGUUCAAAAUUUGAAUCUUUUUUCAUUGCCAUAGGAGUAGGUAAGGAGUAACUAAUAGAGCUUUUCAAAACAAAACGAAGGAUUGAGUCCACCAGUUGGCUGUUUGUGACAAAGGGAACACGGUCACAAUUAACAUAAUAAAGGGGGAUGUUUGUAAGAACCUUUUUUAAUAUGAGAGUCAUGAGAACAUAGAUCAUUUUGCCACAGAUGACUAUUGGGGCAAAUAAUGUAACAACAUUAAUAUGUACAUGAAAAGAAUCUUGAACACUUAUACGGGAUGAGCUGGAAAUGUGUUUAUAGUAGAUAACUCCAGUUCAAGAGCUUGCGCCAGACCAAUUGCAAUUUCAAUUUAAAGUUCACCUCAGUACGUUAAAUCGUUUGGAUCAGUGUUUAAUUGAAAUUUUCUUUUGCAGCAGGAAACUUUUCUCUGCCACAGAAAUUUUAAAAAAACAUUACCAGUUAAUGUACUAGUAUUUGAAAUUUUCUCCCCAGUAAUGGUUACAAGUUGCUUGAGGUGAACAGACCCUCACACAUCAAAUUAUCCAGUUUCCCAAGUUACAAUUAUUUCAACAUUUUCAACUUUCAACCCUGAUGGGAAGAGAUCAACUGACAGUUUUGCUUUAAAAUGAACUUAGUUAUAAAUCAUGUAAUAGAAACAUUGUUAGCCCUUUCAAUCUGGCCUAUUGUAAGUCUCUAUUGAGUCUCUAGAAGGAAUGACUGAUCUUGUAUAUUACAGGUUAAAAUAUAUAUAGAAAAGAUGUAGCUGGGAAUGAAUUCCAAUGAAAUAAUGAAAUUAGUGUUCAGAUGGACUUCAAGAACAGUGAGAGACACAAAAUAGAAAUGUCUGUCUUGUGAUUUUAAUGAGGUAGGAUAAAUUCAUUUUAAAAGAAGCACCAGCCAAUUGUCUCUCUGGUUCGUUCUGUGCUCAUUAGCCUGAGGAUGGCCAAUACAGGUAACUGGCUACAGGAAUUUUGCCCACGUCAACUUACUCAAUGCUAAUGCCCAUCAUAAAUAUAUCUUUGGUGAUUCAUAUCUCUCUAUAGCCGCUCGAAACACAGCCCAUUAUCUUUUUUCCCCUCAUGCAACCCCCUGCAGGAUUAUGCUAUGUAAAUACAUCUUGGUAUUGCUUUCCUAAAAAAAAAAUGUGCUUUGUCUUUUUUUUUAAUAAGUCUGUCUGAGAUAAUGUGAGCACGACUGAAAAGCAACAUGGCUUCUUGGCCAUUCUUCUGUUGGUUUCUAAGGUGCCUAAACUGUCCAUCUUUUUGUUUGCCUGAUUAUGGUAAAGGAAAAGCUUUGCACUUCAGUGGAAAAUAUAAUCCAGAGGUCUUUUAGUGGGUUCCAUUUUUAUUUUCUGCAUCUCUAAAAGGGAUUCCAUUUAAAAAUAUGCAUAUACCAUCAUAGGGUUUAGAAUAACUUGCUAUCAGGAGCUGUUAAAACUAUCUCUAGAUGGUUAAUUCAGUAAACAAAAAUUGGAUAAUAAUGUAUGGUAUCUUACUGGUAUUUUUGUUUCUAAUAUGCUAUAAGUAAAUACAUCUGACCCAUAGUCUUAGGCUGUGUACAGUGAUCUAGCAGUGUAGUACUUUCUGCUGUGAGGUGACAGGAGAGCAUAGUUGAUAUCCCACAGCAGUUUAUCAUAAUUCAGGAUUUAUUGUCAAACAUGAGCUGCAUUAGUCCAUACAAAGCAGAAAAUAAUGACCCAGUUUAUAGGUGAUUCAUUCUGCUUGUUGAAACAGUUAGUGGGUUGCAAACACAAGUAAAAGUGUGUGGAAAAGGUGAAAGUGAAAGGUAAAUUAGAAAAUUGCGGUUUACAAACAAGUCCUGCAAUCUUAAAAAAAAUCCUUAGCAUUGCUAUGCAGAGAACAUAACCAUUCUUGUGAAUGUCAACAGGCGCCUACUGUAGAAAUUUGUUCUACCUACACCUACAGUGGAAGAAUACACAAUAAGGAUGUUAUGUUAUGUAACCUUAUGUAUUAUAUGGUAAUCUGCCAAUGUUCUUGGAGAAAAAUAAAACAUUUGCCUUUUGUA
Carcharodon carcharias (great white shark) is the source of this 4123-nucleotide messenger RNA. It is a transcript of the gene atad1b, whose product is annotated as ATPase family AAA domain containing 1b. The transcript has 10 exons. Gene Ontology annotation, cellular component: mitochondrial outer membrane. Gene Ontology annotation, molecular function: ATP hydrolysis activity; ATP binding. NCBI's taxonomy places the organism in Eukaryota, Metazoa, Chordata, Chondrichthyes, Lamniformes, Lamnidae. The coding region runs from base 145 to 1245 and encodes 366 amino acids. The record is from RefSeq and is a predicted model, not a curated record.